Molecule: messenger RNA, 1635 nt
Organism: Lycium barbarum (goji berry)
Lineage: Eukaryota; Viridiplantae; Streptophyta; Magnoliopsida; Solanales; Solanaceae
Exons: 10
Coding region: 329-1417 (362 amino acids)
Biological process (GO): positive regulation of mRNA splicing, via spliceosome
Cellular component (GO): nucleolus; U12-type spliceosomal complex
Molecular function (GO): RNA binding
Source: RefSeq, a predicted model, not a curated record
GUUCCUUUCAUUUUUUUUCUCCAUUGACGGAGGCUGGAGGGCAAGAAUACCCUUACAAAAAACGAGUUCUUGAAUCGCCUCAAUUUCCCCAGAAAAUAGCCGUCUUAAUCUAUUUUUAAAUAUUUCUUAAGAUUCAGUCGAAAUACCAAAAUCAUUUUUUAUUUUUUUAUUUUUGGCCUUUACUAUCGUUUCGGAUCUGAGUGAAUUCAAGCUCAGAUUUUCGUAGCAGUCGAGUGUAGAUCGGAGAUUCGAAGCCUCACUUUGCUGCACCCGAAGCAGCUCUACAUAGAAGCAACGAGGUGCUAAGCGAAUCAGUGAAGAAGCGAGAAUGACGACCCGUAUAGCUCCAGGUGUGGGAGCAAAUCUUCUGGGGCAACACUCAGCGGAGCGCAACCAAGACGCCACUGCCUAUGUCGGCAACCUUGACCCUCAGAUUACUGAAGAGUUGUUAUGGGAGUUGUUUGUUCAAGCAGGUCCAGUAGUCAAUGUUUAUGUCCCCAAGGACAGAGUUACUAAUGCUCAUCAAGGAUACGGUUUUGUGGAAUUCCGAAGUGAAGAAGAUGCUGACUAUGCAAUUAAGGUACUGAAUAUGAUUAAACUUUAUGGGAAACCAAUACGAGUGAAUAAGGCAUCUCAAGAUAAAAAGAGUGUUGAUGUUGGUGCCAACUUGUUUGUUGGGAACCUUGAUCCUGAUGUAGAUGAGAAGCUUCUAUACGACACUUUUAGUGCUUUUGGAGUUGUUGUCUCAAAUCCAAAGAUAAUGAGAGACCCUGAGACAGGGAAUUCCCGUGGUUUUGGUUUCAUUAGUUACGAUUCAUUUGACGCCUCUGAUGCAGCAAUUGAGGCAAUGAAUGGUCAAUAUCUUUGCAACCGUCAAAUUACUGUGUCAUAUGCCUACAAGAAAGAUACAAAGGGGGAACGUCAUGGCACUCCUGCUGAGAGGGUUUUAGCUGCUAGUAAUCCGGGUACCCAGAAAAACAGGCCUCACACAAUGUUUGCAAGUGGACCCCCAACACUUCCCGGUGUUCCACAAGCUAAUGGUGCGGUUGCUACUCCCGUUCCCCCACGGCCUUUUGCAAAUGGUCCUAUGCCUCCAGCUCCUGUUCCAGCAAUCCGGCCACCACCUAUGCAGCCUAAUAUGUACCCACCAAUGCAAAUGCCUCCACCACAAGCUUGGCAGGGACAGCCUAUGCAACCAGGUUCAGCUGGCAUGCCUCAGCAGCAAAUGCAAUUCAGAGGAAUGCCACCUCCACCGCCCCCACAGGUACCUCCACCCUUAAAUAGGCCCCCUCCACCACCAGCUGCAAUGGGUGGUAAUGUUUGGCGACCACCACCACCACCUCAGCACUUUAAUGGUGGUCACCAUCCAAUGCAACAUGUGUCGAUGCCGCCACCCCCUCCACCUGCACAAGGUUGAAAACUUGAGAUGCCAAAUUUUGUAGUAGCUUGAAUGUAUCUUUACUUUCUGGGAUACAUAUUGUUAAACUAGUGCAUACGCUGUAAAAAAGUGGACGGUAUUUCAACCUUUUAGUCGAGGAUUGUUCCAUGUGGAAGUAACUUUUGCUUUUGACCUCUAUGGGAGGUAGAGCAAGAUGAUUGUUGAUUUAGUGGAAACGCCAUAUGCAAUCUCUGAGA